CCACGUCAGCUUGGCCGUCCAUCCAUCGAACUUGUCUUCGAGCGCAACCUGCAACAUCGCAUCUUCUCCCAACUUCUCUCGUUCUCUCUCUCUCUCUCCGAUGGCAGGUGGUUUUGGAGGGAAGUCGUCGUCCGGAGGCCGCACCGGCAUCAGAGUGGUGGUUGCCGGAGACAAAGGAACCGGGAAAUCCAGCCUGAUCUCCGCCCUCGCUUCCGACACAUUCCCGGAUAACGUCCCACGCGUGCUGCCCCCGACUACUCUCCCCGCCGACUUUUACUCCGACCUCAUACCCAUCACCAUCAUCGAUACUCCUUCAAGUAUCGACAAUAGGAUAAAGCUCAUAGAAGAAUUCAGGAAGGCAGAUGCGGUGGUCCUGACAUACGCAUGUGAUCAGCCUGGGACACUCGAUCGCUUGACUUCUUAUUGGCUCCCUGAGCUCCGCCGUUUAGAGAUCAAAGCACCAGUGAUUGUGGUUGGUUGUAAGCUGGAUUUGAGGGAUGAACGUCAUCCGGUAAGCCUGGAGCAGAUAAUGGCUCCGAUCAUGCAGGAGUACAGGGAGAUUGAAACCUGUAUAGAAUGUUCUGCCCUUACCCUUAUUCAGGUCCCUGAUGUUUUCUAUUAUGCACAAAAAGCAGUCCUUCAUCCGACUUCCCCAUUGUUUGAUCAAGAAAAACAAUGUUUAAGACCCCGAUGCCGCAGGGCAUUGCAGAGGAUAUUCAUCCUCUGUGACCAUGAUAUGGACAGUGCCCUUAAUGAUGCAGAGUUAAAUGAAUUUCAGGUAAAGUGCUUUGGUGCUCCUCUUCAACCUGCUGAAAUUGUGGGAGUUAAGAGAGUAGUACAAGAAAGGCAACCGGAUGGAGUAAACGAUCUUGGUCUUACUCUCCCGGGAUUCUUUUUUCUUCACUCACUUUUCAUUGAGAAAGGUCGACCUGAGACAACAUGGGCUGUCCUACGGAAAUUUGGUUACAAUGAUUAUUUAGAACUCAAACAUGAGUUCCUGCCGACUCCAGCAAAACAUUCUCCUGAUCAGAGCAUUGAGCUGACAAGCGAAGCUGUGGUCUUUCUAAGUGGAAUUUUUCGGUUGUAUGACCUUGAUAACGACGGUGCCUUACGGCCAGCUGAGCUAGAUGACUUGUUUCAAACUGCUCCAGAAAGUCCUUGGCUUGAGGCUCCUUAUAAGGAUGCAGCAGUGAAAACGCCGGGUGGAAACUUGACAAUUAAUGGGUUCCUAUCUGAGUGGGCUCUAAUGACUACACUUGAUCCACGUCGAAGUUUAGCUAACCUGAUAUACAUCGGAUAUGGUCGCGACCCAGCUUCAGCACUUUGCGUUACAAGGAAGAGAUCAGUGGAUCGUAAGAAGCAACACACAGAUCGGACUGUUUUCCAAUGCUUUGUAUUUGGCCCUAAAAAAUCUGGGAAGUCUGCUCUUCUUGAUUCAUUCUUAGGAAGGAAAUUUUCAGACAGCUAUAACCCGACAACAGGUGAGCGGUAUGCUGCAAACACUGUUGAGCAGCCUGGGGGUACUAAAAAGACUCUCAUAUUGCGUGAAAUACCGGAAGACAGAGUUAAAGAGUUCCUAGCAAAUAGAGAAUCUUUGGCAGCAUGUGAUGUCGCUGUAAUUGUGUAUGACAGUUCAGAUGAAUACUCAUGGAAAAAAUCAAGGGAUAUAUUGAUGGAGGUAGCGAGAAGAGGUGAAGAGAGUGGUUAUGGGACACCGUGUCUUCUUGUUGCAGCCAAAGAUGAUUUAGAUCCAUAUCCAUUGUCGGUGCGGGACUCAGAUAUGGCUUGCCUGGAGUUGGGAAUGGAUGUCCCUAUUUCGUUAAGCAUGAAACUAGGGGAUCCGAAUAGUUUAUUCUCUAGGAUCGUGAGUACAGCAGAGAACCCUCAUCUGAGCAUUCCUGAGACGGAGUCUGGAAGAAGAAGCAAGCAAAUCCGUCAAAUUGUUAAUAGCUCACUUAUAUUUGUCUCAGUUGGUACGGCCAUAGGAGUUGCUGGGUUAGCAGCUUACCGUGCGUAUUCUGCCAGGAAGAAUACUUGAUAAAGGUGUUUUCUUCUUCCAUGACUCCGCCACUAUGUUGGCUCCGUUAUCUUUUGCUUCUAUGGCAGAAGUGUGCCGCUGCUUGCUAGACUCCUGCAGCUGGCUUUUUUUUAUAAAAAAAAGUGGCAUCCUUUUGCAUUCAGUCUGCGGUAAAAUGGGUAUGCAUUGCAACAGGUGCAUAAAUAAGGUUGGUUUGUUGAAAGUUUGGAUUGAAUCUUGGGAGGUCUUACGCGUCAACCUCGUGUAUUUUUGUUUUUGGUUGUGAUGGCAAACACAUUGUAUUGAACUUUGAUGCUUGAAUGUGAAGCUGCUCAUGUCAUAUCAUAUGGGUAUAUGCUCACAGUAA
Molecule: messenger RNA, 2384 nt
Organism: Tarenaya hassleriana
Lineage: Eukaryota; Viridiplantae; Streptophyta; Magnoliopsida; Brassicales; Cleomaceae
Product: mitochondrial Rho GTPase 2
Exons: 15
Coding region: 101-2038 (645 amino acids)
Biological process (GO): small GTPase-mediated signal transduction; mitochondrion organization
Cellular component (GO): mitochondrial outer membrane
Molecular function (GO): GTPase activity; calcium ion binding; GTP binding
Source: RefSeq, a predicted model, not a curated record